AAAGCCAAAUGAACAUUUUAGAAAGGGUAAAAACAGAACAUUUUGUAUCAUAUUGCCCCAUUUAAACGUUCCCUCCUUGUUCUCCAGAGUCCUGCAGGAUCUCAGCCCCCAUGUGGCCAAGGUGUUGGGCUCCUGCGGUCACUUCUAUGCUGUCGAGUAUCUGUCAGCCGGACAUACGUGGGACCAGAACAUCUUCUCCAUGGAGGAGGUGGUUGUUCCCAGGAUGCUGGAUCAGAGCCACGCUGGGGCGUCUGCAAGGUGGACCACCAGGCAGAUGGUGCAUCAGAUCGCCCUGAGCUUCUUAGACAUGGUGUGGCACUUUGACAACGAUUUCACCCACCAGCUGCACCUGUGUGACAUCAAACCAGAGAACUUUGCAAUCAGGAAGGAUCUGACGGUGAUUUGUGAGAAGAUAUUCAAGCCGUGGUUUUCUCCAUCACUCCUCGGGGCAAAAGCAGGACUCCCACUGCAGGUGGAGCUGCAGCGAGCCGUGCAGGAAUGCUCAGAAACAGAGCGGGGCGUGGAUAAAUCAGAGGAAGACGAAGCAGGAGGCCGGAGGGUCCAUCAGCGUCUCCUCAGCGUCCUGAAACGCCUCCUCAAGGAGGAGGUGGAUCCGGAAGACAUGAAAAGGACACAGGAGGAAGUGGAACACGUCCACACUGCACUGAAUUUCUGAAACGGGUGAAGAGACCAGAGCCGAUCUUCCCUCUGGAUCUGAAACUUUUCUCAUCCCGUUUCGAAACCUGGAGCUCAUCUCAAUACAUCAACAUAGAACCAGGUUUCCAGAUCAGACGUAGAAAAGUCCGGUGACACCUUGGUGUCUCUGAACAGAACAUUCCCACUUUGGGAUCACUGGGAUUCUGAGCUUGUUUGGAUGUAAUUAGUGGACUUUUACUUCUAGUCUGUGUGUAAAUAUUCUUCACUGUAAAACUGAUUGUGAUUUUAAAGAAUCUGGAACCUUCCAGAGCAGAACUGUGUUCAGACUCAGAGCCAACAGCACCUCAAGUGUCCUCACGCCUCAGAAAACCUUUACAGGUCAAACAUUCGUCUCUUUUAAAGCAGAAUUUAGUAACUCUGAACAAACAGGCUCGGCCCAUCUUCAUCACAGGCCCCUUCCCGCCACUCUGGUCACCAUGACAACCAGAGGAGCGGUAAUUAGUGACAGCAGAGGCUCGUUAGGGCCCCCGUUUGGUAUAAUGGUUAAGAUCCGGUUGUUACCAGGUUCUGCUUUAAGCCGUUAGUCUCAGUGAGAUUUAUUUUAAACUUUCUCAUUAUAGAGAAGCUCGUUAGACAUUCAAACUUAGAUUCUGUAUGCUAAGUGAUUAGCUCAAUAAAACCUCUUUCUUAACUAAAUAAAUGAUUUUUUACUUCAUUUAAUCAUGUUUCUGAGUUCUCCUCCACUGAUCUUUAAAG
This is a messenger RNA of Cyprinodon variegatus (sheepshead minnow), 1413 nucleotides long. RefSeq names its product protein FAM69C-like (gene dipk1c). The record is from RefSeq and is a predicted model, not a curated record. The transcript has 3 exons. The annotation marks the transcript as partial. Lineage: Eukaryota; Metazoa; Chordata; Actinopteri; Cyprinodontiformes; Cyprinodontidae.